Molecule: messenger RNA, 6274 nt
Organism: Triticum aestivum (bread wheat)
Lineage: Eukaryota; Viridiplantae; Streptophyta; Magnoliopsida; Poales; Poaceae
Product: putative callose synthase 6
Exons: 42
Coding region: 185-5992 (1935 amino acids)
Biological process (GO): (1->3)-beta-D-glucan biosynthetic process
Cellular component (GO): 1,3-beta-D-glucan synthase complex; plasma membrane
Molecular function (GO): 1,3-beta-D-glucan synthase activity
Source: RefSeq, a predicted model, not a curated record
AAAAGCCGACUCCCUCAGCAUCGCACUUCCCCUCGACUCUCUGAACAAUAACGAUGCAUCCCCUUCUGCUCCCUUCUCUUCCCUUCUCCCUCAUCGCCACCGCGAGCGCCACCACCACACACCACUCUCGCACACCACUCUCGCUCUAUUCGAUCAUCGCAACCGCAGCGUCGGGGAGGGAGCUAUGUCCAUGUCCAGCGGCGGCCCGUCGGCGCCGCAGCGCCAGCCCUCCAUGGGUAGGCGGAACAUCUCCCGGGCAAUCACCAUGAGGACGGAUGGAUACUCCGGCGAGGAGGAAGGACCCAUCAUAGAGAGCGAGCUCGUGCCAUCCUCCCUCGCGCCCAUCGUGCCCAUUCUCCGUGCGGCCAACGAGAUCGAGGACGAAAACCCGCGCGUCGCAUACCUCUGCCGUUUUACUGCAUUCGAGAAGGCGCACACCAUGGAUCCAAACUCAAGUGGCCGUGGAGUCCGGCAGUUCAAAACCUAUCUCUUGCAUAGGCUGGAAAAGGAUGAAAAAGAUACACAACGCAGGCUUGCAUCAACUGAUGCAAAAGAGAUUCAGAGGUUCUAUGAACACUAUUGUAAAAAAUAUCUUGAGGAGGGUCUUCAAACGAGAAAGCCGGAUGAGAUGGCUAGAUACUAUCAGAUUGCAUCUGUCCUAUAUGAUGUGUUAAAAACUGUGACACCUGACAAGCCUAACUCCGAGUAUGACCAGUAUGCUAAAGGUGUUGAAAAGGAGAAAGCUUCCUUCUCACAUUACAACAUUUUGCCCCUUAAUAUUUCUGGUCCCACACAACCUGUAAUGGAAAUACCUGAGAUAAAAGCAGCAGUGGCCCUUCUUCGCAAGAUAAACAAUCUUCCAACGCCAAGGCCAGAUACGACUAACGGGCCUCAAGGGAUAGAUGAUGGACCUAUUGUUCGUGACUUGCUUGAUUGGCUCUGGCAAACAUUUGGAUUUCAGAAAGGUAACGUGGAAAACCAAAAGGAGCAUUUGAUUUUGCUGCUUGCUAACAUAGAUAUGAGAGGAAGUGGCAAUGUCCACCAGGGUGAAAGACAAAAUCACAUGAUACAGCGUGAUACAGUGGAUCACUUGAUGAAAAAAGUCUUUCAAAACUACAUUUCAUGGUGUCGGUAUCUGCAUUUGGAGUCAAACAUCAAAAUUCCACAUGAUGCCUCGACACAACAACCAGAGCUUCUUUACAUCGGGUUGUAUUUGCUGAUAUGGGGUGAAGCUUCUAAUGUUCGCUUUAUGCCUGAAUGCCUUUGUUAUAUCUUCCACCAUAUGGCAAGGGAUUUAUAUGACAUAAUAUCUGAUAGACGAGAAGAGUCAUUUGACCCACCCUUCCGGCGAGAGGGGAGUGAUGAUGCAUUUCUACAGUUGGUUAUCCAACCAAUCUACAAUGUUAUUCAUAAUGAAGCUACAAUGAGUAAGCGUGGUACUGUGAGCCACUCGAAGUGGAGAAACUAUGAUGACCUGAAUGAAUAUUUUUGGUCGAAGAAAUGCUUCAAACAACUUGGAUGGCCAAUGGAUCCAGCCUCUGACUUUUUUGCAGAUCCUACGAAAACUAAAAAUGACAUUGAGCGGCACGAUCAUUCGAUGAGCAGACGGAGGAUGUCCAAAACAAAUUUUGUUGAAGUUCGUACAUUUUUGCAUCUCUUCAGAAGUUUUGAUCGAAUGUGGGCCUUUUUCAUAUUAGCUUUCCAGGCCAUGGUAAUUAUUGCAUGGAGCCCUUCUGGAUCACUUUCUGCUAUAUUCGAGCCAGCUGUUUUCAGAAAUGUUAUGACAAUAUUUAUAACAGCUGCAUUUCUAAACUUCCUUCAGGCCACACUUGAGAUAGUUCUUAACUGGAAGGCUUGGAGGAGCCUGGUGUGCUCGCAGAUGAUACGGCAUGUCCUUAAAUUUGUUGUAGCUAUUGGCUGGUUGAUAAUUCUUCCAGUGACGUACUCCAGUUCCAUCCAAAAUCCCACAGGCCUUAUCAAGUUCUUCAGCAAUUGGAUUGGAAAUUUCCAGAGUCAAUCGAUAUAUAAUUUUGCAGUUGCUCUUUACAUGCUGCCGAACAUUUUCAGUGCCUUGUUUUUCAUAUUUCUACCAAUGCGAAGGGCACUAGAGCGUUCAAAUUCUCGCAUUGUUAGAUUUCUUUUGUGGUGGACGCAGCCAAAAUUAUAUGUCGCCCGAGGCAUGUAUGAGGACACAUGUUCACUUCUUAAGUACACGACAUUCUGGAUUCUAUUGCUUAUAUGCAAGCUCGCCUUCAGUUAUUACGUUGAGAUUUCUCCUCUCGUUGGACCUACCAGGACAAUUAUGUUUUUGGGACGGGGGAAAUACAUCUGGCACGAGUUCUUUCCAUACUUGCAGCAUAAUUUAGGUGUUGUUUUUACUAUAUGGGCACCAAUUGUCAUGGUAUACUUAAUGGAUACGCAAAUAUGGUACGCUAUUUUUUCAACAAUAUGUGGUGGAGUAAAUGGUGCCUUCAGCCGCUUGGGUGAGAUACGAACCCUUGGGAUGUUAAGAUCAAGAUUCGAGGCAAUCCCAACAGCGUUUGGUAAACAUCUUGUGCCUGGACAUGGUAGUCAACCAAAGAGACGUGAGCGUGAGAAGGAGGACAAAAAUUUGCAUAUUGAUAAGUUCUCCGACAUAUGGAAUGCAUUUAUUAUCUCUUUGCGAGAUGAAGACUUGAUAAACAAUAGGGAGAGAGAUUUAUUGAUUGUUCCAUCAUCUGCGGGUGACACUAGCGUUUUUCAAUGGCCUCCUUUCCUUCUCGCUAGCAAGAUUCCAAUGGCACUUGAUAUGGCAAAGAGCGUCAAGAAAAGGGAUGAAGAACUACGGAAGAGGAUAAACCAGGAUCCAUACACCUUUUAUGCCGUAAUAGAGUGUUAUGAGACUUUGUUAAAUAUUCUGUACAGCCUUAUGGCAGAAACAAGUGAUAAGAAAGUUGUUGAUCGAAUACGUGAAAGUCUUGAAGAUAGCAUAGAACGUCAGUCACUUGUGAGGGAAUUCCGAUUGGAUGAACUUCCUCAGCUAAGUGCUAAGUUCGAUAAGCUGCUAACUCUACUAUUGAAAACUGAAGAGGAGCAUGACACAACAAUAAAAACACAGAUUGCCAAUCUAUUACAAGAUACAAUGGAAAUCAUUACACAGGAUAUCAUGAAGAAUGGACAAGGUAUUUUGAAGGAUGAAAAUAGAGACAAUCAACUGUUUGCAAAUCUGAAUCUGGACUCAAUAAAGGAUGAAGCUUGGAGGGAGAAGUGUGUUAGGCUUCAGUUGUUGCUGACAACGAAAGAAUCUGCAAUUUAUGUGCCAACGAACUUGGAAGCUCGGCGCAGGAUCACUUUCUUUGCGAACUCACUAUUUAUGAAAAUGCCAAGGGCUCCACAGGUCCGCAGCAUGAUGUCCUUCAGUGUUCUAACUCCUUACUUCAAAGAGGAGGUGCUCUUUUCGACAGAAGAUCUGCAUGAAAAAAAUGAGGACGGGAUUUCUAUCCUGUUCUAUUUACGGAAAAUAUAUCCAGAUGAAUGGAAGAAUUGUCUUGAGCGCAUAAAAUUUGUACCAAAGGAUGAGGAGUCCCUUAAAUCAAGGAUGGAUGAGAUCUCACCCUGGGCAUCUUAUAGGGGACAAACGCUCACCAGAACUGUGAGAGGAAUGAUGUACUACAGGAGGGCGCUUGAGAUUCAAUGUAUUCAAGAUAAAAUUGAUAUUGCUAAAUUGGACCGCCAGAGAACAACAACAUCCUAUCAAGAGGGUGGAAACAUUGUAGAUAUGGCACUUGCCAUUGCUGAUAUCAAAUUCACCUAUGUUGUGUCUUGUCAAGUAUAUGGCAUGCAAAAGGUGUCCAAGAAUCUCAAAGAUAAAGCUUGCUAUCUGAACAUCCUUAACCUCAUGAUAAUGUACCCGUCCUUACGGAUUGCUUAUAUUGAUGAGGUAGAAGCUCCGACCAAAAAUGGAACAACAGAGAAGACUUAUUAUUCUGUUCUUGUCAAAGGAGUGGGUGAAAAGUAUGAUGAGGUACUUGCUGAAUAUAAACAUAAAUGUUUUCACAUAGCAUCAUUUCCAUCAAAAGCUUCAUUGGCUUCUCUAACUAAAGAUAUUGGAGAGGGCAAACCUGAAAAUCAAAAUCAUGCCAUAAUUUUCACCAGGGGAGAAGCACUCCAGGCCAUUGAUAUGAAUCAGGAUAAUUACCUUGAAGAGGCAUUUAAAAUGAGAAAUGUGCUGGAGGAGUUCGGGAGUGACAAAUAUGGAAAGAGCAAGCCCACUAUAUUAGGUCUUCGGGAGCAUAUUUUUACUGGAAGUGUUUCAUCACUUGCUUGGUUUAUGUCAAACCAAGAGACCAGCUUUGUUACGAUUGGACAGCGUGUUUUGGCCAAUCCUCUCAAGGUUCGGUUCCAUUAUGGCCAUCCUGAUAUUUUUGAUAGACUCUUCCAUAUUACUAGGGGAGGCAUAAGUAAAGCUUCCAAGACUAUAAAUUUAAGCGAAGAUAUCUUUUCAGGUUUUAAUUCAACAAUGAGGGAAGGAAAUAUCACACAUCAUGAGUAUAUGCAAGUCGGUAAAGGACGUGAUGUGGGGAUGAACCAAAUUUCAAGCUUUGAAGCUAAGGUUGCCAAUGGAAAUGGUGAACAAACAUUGAGUCGUGACAUCUAUCGUCUUGGACGCAGAUUUGACUUCUAUAGAAUGCUGUCUUUCUACUUCACUACAGUUGGCUUUUAUUUCAGUAGCAUGGUUACUGUACUUACAGUCUAUGUAUUUUUGUAUGGGAGGUUAUAUCUCGUCAUGAGUGGUCUGGAAAAGUCUAUUUUGCUGGAUCCACGUAUUAAGGAGGACAUCAAGCCUCUUGAAAAUGCACUCGCUUCACAGUCUGUUUUCCAGCUUGGGUUGCUGCUUGUCCUCCCUAUGGUCAUGGAAGUUGGCUUAGAGAAGGGAUUCCGCACAGCUUUAGGAGAGUUCAUCAUCAUGCAGCUUCAGUUGGCCUCUGUGUUCUUCACAUUCCAGCUUGGCACCAAAACACACUACUAUGGGCGAACAAUACUCCAUGGUGGCGCUAAAUACAGACCUACAGGCCGUGGAUUUGUUGUGUACCACGCUAAGUUUGCUGAUAAUUAUCGCAUGUACUCCCGAAGCCACUUUGUUAAAGGACUUGAGCUGUUAAUACUUCUGGUUGUAUAUCUGGCCUAUGGGAAAUCCUACCGCAGCACGAGCCUGUACCUAUUUGUCACCUUCUCCAUAUGGUUCCUGGUGGCAUCUUGGCUAUUUGCACCAUUUAUCUUCAAUCCGUCAUGCUUUGAGUGGCAGAAGACGGUUGAUGACUGGACAGAUUGGAGGAAAUGGAUGGGUAACCGUGGGGGUAUCGGUAUGUCUGUGGAUCAAAGCUGGGAGGCUUGGUGGAUAGGUGAGCAGGAGCACCUCAGGAAAACCAGCAUUCGCGCUCUUGUCUUGGAAAUCCUCCUCUCUCUUCGUUUCUUGAUCUACCAGUAUGGUAUAGUGUAUCAUCUCAACAUUGCACGCCGCAGCACAAGCAUCCUGGUUUAUGGAUUGUCAUGGCUGGUUAUGCUGACGGUUCUAGUAGUUUUGAAGAUGGUUUCAAUAGGACGGCAGAAAUUUGGGACAGACUUGCAGCUUAUGUUCCGCAUCCUGAAGGGCCUUCUCUUUCUUGGCUUUAUCUCUGUGAUGUCAGUCCUAUUUGUUGUAUGCAGCCUCACGAUUUCAGAUGUCUUCGCUAGUAUUCUUGGGUUCCUACCAACUGGUUGGUGUAUUCUUCUGAUUGGGCAGGCAUGCGCUCCACUGAUUAAGAAGACUACGCUGUGGGACUCCAUCAUGGAGCUAGGGAGGGCAUACGACAACAUCAUGGGUCUUGUUCUCUUCCUUCCCAUCGGCUUCUUGUCGUGGUUUCCCUUCGUCUCAGAGUUCCAGACACGGUUGCUCUUCAACCAAGCCUUCAGCCGGGGCCUCCAGAUCUCAAGGAUCCUUGCCGGCCAGAAGGACAUUGGGGAGUUCGAGUGACCAGUGAAUUCGCAUAGGCGGGAUACAUGUUGCAGGUUCAUGUGUCAUGAUCGAUUUUUGGGCGUAGGUUCCUCCAUGGUGUGAUCGACCCUUAAAAGAAUAGUAUAUGGCAUGCUAGGGGACUAACUUCAACUCGUUGGUAUAGAACCAAGGUGCUCAUAAAAGUAUGUAUAUUUUGUCAUUCUGUGCCGCCAUUUGCAUACUACUACUACUACUAUUUUGUGCACCAGGUCAUCUGAAUGUGUGGAAUGAUAAUAUUUGCAUUGAUGAUUGUAUUGCUCA